Pararge aegeria (speckled wood butterfly) is the source of this 556-nucleotide messenger RNA. Its product is annotated as platelet glycoprotein Ib alpha chain-like. NCBI's taxonomy places the organism in Eukaryota, Metazoa, Arthropoda, Insecta, Lepidoptera, Nymphalidae. The transcript has a single exon. Bases 45 to 545 code for a protein of 166 amino acids. The record is from RefSeq and is a predicted model, not a curated record.
AACACAUUGUCGUGUGGAGGCAAAUAAUUAAAAAAAAUAUCAAAAUGAAUUGCAAAUACUACUGUGACAGGACCCUUGGGUGGAUGAUGAACAACAAAAUAAUAGUCUUUCUAAGUUUACUAUGCUUCUGUUUGUUUGUAUCAACGUUGGCGCUGUCGAGUCAGAGAAACGGUUUGAGGAAUGAAGCAAACGAACUGAGAGAACGAUUAGAUAAUAUGACAACAACUACUGUAGCACCGCCAGAAACGACUACCUCUUCAUCAAUUACCGAACCAACGAGUGCACCAACUACUACGCCAACUGUUCCACAAACAACUGAGUCAAAUACUCCACCAGUUACUGAACCAGCAAGCACGACAGCCGUUACACCAAAUACCGAACCAACGAGUGCACCAACUACUACGCCAACUGUUCCACAAACAACUGAGUCAAAUACUCCACCAGUUACUGAACCAGCAAGCACGACAGACGUUACUCCAAGUGAGACAACUACUUCAGCAAUUGCUGAACCAACAAAUGCAGAAGAAACUACCACGACACAAUAGUAGCAGUACAU